Molecule: messenger RNA, 372 nt
Organism: Alternaria ethzedia
Lineage: Eukaryota; Fungi; Ascomycota; Dothideomycetes; Pleosporales; Pleosporaceae
Exons: 2
Coding region: 1-372 (123 amino acids)
Cellular component (GO): mitochondrion
Source: RefSeq, a predicted model, not a curated record
AUGCUGCGCGCCUACGCGACCGUCGCCUCCAAGCCGCCCUCCCGCCUGCGCGCACGAGGAAAAGCUCCCGUGGGCCUGGACCACUUCAUCCAGCGCCAGCGCGCCCUGGCCCUGUGGCGAGACAUUGUCCGCAGCACCGCCAGCAUCCCCGACGCAGGCGCACGACGAGACAUGCGCCGCUUUGCACGCUCCGAGUUCGACCAACACCGCUCCGUCACUGACCUGGGCCACAUUCGAUAUCUGAUUUCAGUCCGCCGCCCCAGAACCCCCGCAGCGUGCCCUGGCCUUUUGCUAACGCCUGCCCAGCAUGGAAAGACACAGCUCCAGACCAUCAAGGCCACCCUCAUCAACGCUGGCCUACUCUCCGAAUAG